AUGGCAUACGAUCUUGAAUUGGACUUGUUCCGAGCGAUGUGUGCAGCUGCUUGGAUUCUAUUUGCUCUAAUCAUGAAAAAUCUAGUUCUACUCGUGAUAUUAGCUGUUCAGCGAAGAAAAAAUGCUAUGUAUAAAGUGCCUGAAGAUGUGGAAACGUUCAGUGCUGCUCAACAGCAUUCGUCUACAGAUGAUUGGAGUUUGGCCGGACGUAUUCAACGUGUAUUAGCAAACGAUACUGAGUAUAUUCCUUACUUCAUAGGUUUACUCAUCUUUUUCUUCUGCGGACUACCUGCUACCGGAGAUCAGAGACAACAUCAUCUUGCUCGAGUGUUAACCUACGGUCUCUUCUUUACUCUUGGCCGGUAUUUACAUACAAUAGGCUAUUUAGCUAAACGUACAUAUAUACGCAUUGCUGGAUUUCUUAUUACUAUUAUUUUUCUUUUUGUAAUAUCAAUCGAUCAUGUGUACUACGUUACCAAAGCCUUAAAUAAUUAUAAAUCGAAACCCUAG
Molecule: messenger RNA, 510 nt
Organism: Adineta ricciae
Lineage: Eukaryota; Metazoa; Rotifera; Eurotatoria; Adinetida; Adinetidae
Source: the annotation of a GenBank genome assembly